AUGAGUCUCAAAGUGGUGUCUCGCAGCUUUCAACAAGUUCGCGGAAUGAUUCGGCCGCCUAAAAACCUCCCAUAUCGCGGAAUUUUCAGAAAAGAUGGGGAGGUGGUGCGGAAAGACGAGUUGCUGGUGAAUCAGUUCAAAAUGAACUAUCACCCGGGCUUGAAUGUCUACUACGAGAACGACCGCGGCGAACGUCUUCUGAGAGCCCACUGCGACGGCGUCGUGCGAAUCACACGUGAAAAGUGCGACGUGGAUUUUGAAAUCGAAGAAAUGAAGGCGUACGAGUAUCGACGAGACGUGGAUUUGUACAAGAUGACCCCUAGAAUGGACAUUCCGGACGGUCCGAAUCUGGAGCGUGACGUUCAACGCAUUCUGGAGCUCAUGGAGCAUGUGCAGAAGACUGGAGAGGUCAACAAUCCGAAGCUGGCAUCGCUUCAACAGGUUCUUCAAUCCGAGUUCUUCGGAGCGGUUCGAGAGGUUUAUGAGACGGUUUACGACUCGAUUGAUGCGGAUACAGCGCCGGAGACAAAAGCAUCAGCUACAGCCAAAGCCACAGUGGCGGCGUUUGCCGCCGCUGAAGGCCACGCCCAUCCACGAAUCAUAGAGCUGCCGAAAACCGAUCAAGGACUCGGCUUCAAUGUGAUGGGUGGAAAGGAGCAGAACUCGCCAAUUUAUAUUUCUAGAAUAAUUCCCGGAGGCGUGGCUGAUCGACAAGGUGGUCUGAAGCGAGGUGAUCAACUGAUUGCUGUUAAUGGAGUGAACGUCGAAAGUGAGUGCCACGAAAAAGCGGUGGACCUCCUGAAGUCGGCAGUUGGCUCUGUGAAAUUGGUCGUUCGCUAUAUGCCAAAAUUGUUAGACGAAAUGGAGAGAAGAUUCGAAAGGCAACGUCUACGAUCCACUCAACAGAGUCCCACACUUCCAACGCCUUCAUCGUCAGCGCCACGGAGAUAG
This is a messenger RNA of Caenorhabditis briggsae, 951 nucleotides long. RefSeq names its product Protein CBR-LIN-7 (gene Cbr-lin-7). Gene Ontology annotation, cellular component: synapse; cell-cell junction; basolateral plasma membrane. The coding region runs from base 1 to 951 and encodes 316 amino acids. Gene Ontology annotation, biological process: maintenance of epithelial cell apical/basal polarity; neurotransmitter secretion; protein localization to basolateral plasma membrane. NCBI's taxonomy places the organism in Eukaryota, Metazoa, Nematoda, Chromadorea, Rhabditida, Rhabditidae. The transcript has 6 exons. Gene Ontology annotation, molecular function: structural constituent of ribosome; protein binding. The record is from RefSeq and is a predicted model, not a curated record.